AUGGCAGAAGCAAAGGCUCUUCGUAUGAAUGCAGCAGAUCAUGAAAUUAGCUAUGCUAAUAAUUCAGUUUUCCAAAAAGCAGUGAUAUCAAAGGUAACUCCAAUUAUCGAAGAAUCCAUCAGAGAUAUGUUGAAGGAAAUGGGUCCAGCUUGUAUAAAGGUGGCAGACUUGGGUUGCUCUUCAGGACGUAACACCUUCGAGACUAUAUCUCAAGUUAUGAACACUAUCCAUGGGAUAUGCAAACGAGAAGAGUUGAAAUUUCCAGAGUUUGAAGUGCUUCUAAAUGAUCUCCCAGACAAUGACUUCAACUCUGUGUUUAUGUCUGCUCCUGAUUUCGUUGAGAGGCUGAAGAAAGAGAAAGGAGAUAUGGUCCAAGAAAGGUGUUUUAUAGGAGUUGCUGGCUCUUUCUAUGAUAAACUCUUUCCAACCACAACCCUCCAGUUUGUCAAUUCUUCCUAUGCGCUCCAUUGGCUCAAAAAGCUUCCAACUGGGCUAGAGAACAAUAAAGGAAACGUAUACAUGGCAAGAUCAAGUCCUCCCAAUGGACUUGUAGAAGAGACAGAUGUGGAUUCAUUCAACCUUCCUUUCUAUACACCUUGCAAAGAAGUGGCUGAGAUUGUCAAGAAAGAAUGA
This is a messenger RNA of Hibiscus syriacus, 633 nucleotides long. RefSeq names its product S-adenosyl-L-methionine:benzoic acid/salicylic acid carboxyl methyltransferase 3-like. The record is from RefSeq and is a predicted model, not a curated record. The coding region runs from base 1 to 633 and encodes 210 amino acids. Gene Ontology annotation, biological process: methylation. Gene Ontology annotation, molecular function: S-adenosylmethionine-dependent methyltransferase activity. NCBI's taxonomy places the organism in Eukaryota, Viridiplantae, Streptophyta, Magnoliopsida, Malvales, Malvaceae. The transcript is spliced from 4 exons.